This is a messenger RNA of Fukomys damarensis (Damara mole-rat), 162 nucleotides long. Its product is annotated as keratin-associated protein 20-2-like. The transcript has a single exon. The record is from RefSeq and is a predicted model, not a curated record. The coding region runs from base 1 to 162 and encodes 53 amino acids. Lineage: Eukaryota; Metazoa; Chordata; Mammalia; Rodentia; Bathyergidae.
AUGAGCUACUACGGCAACUACAAUGGUGGCCUGGGCUAUGGCUAUGGUGACCUAGGCUGUGGCUAUGGCUCUGACUAUGGCUAUGGUGGUUAUGGCGGUUAUGGUGGCUAUGACAGCUAUGGUUAUGACUGUUGCCACCCCCUGUGCUGUAGAAGAUACUGA